AUGAGCGAGAGCAAUAAUUUUUCAAGCAGAACAAAAAUCCUAAAUUCUGAUUUAGCAGACACUUAUUUAGAAAUAAAACGAGCUGAAUUGCUUUUGAAGCAAAAUGAAAUCUAUCUUGCUGUUAGGAAGCAGACAAAAGGCGAAUUACGAGUAAAACAAACUUACUUCUGCGAAGAGAAAAAUUUGGGUUUUGUUCGCUCUAUUACCGAUGUAAACCAAAUGAACAACGAAAAUAGUUCAAACACAACUGCAAAUACAGCAGAAAGUAAUCAAAACCAAACGCAACAGCAACAAAAUGCUGGACAAGAACAAAUAGAUAGACAAGUAAAAACUGAAACUUCUUCUAAAACUGUUAUUAUUAUUGAAGAACAAGAUGCUAAAUUAGUUGGUUAUCGUGAUAUUGGGCUUUUAUCCAUGCAUGGUUUUGACCCUCGAGAGCAUGAAGAUAUUAGAGCACUUUGCGGAGGUAAAAUUACCGAGGAAAAAUUAAUUCAGUUAAAAGGCAAAAGGCAAUAUGCUUUUCUUCUAGAUAAAAGGGCUAAUCAGCAAGCCCAAAGAAAUGAAAAUAAAGACAAUGGGCUUUUUGCUAACAACGGAAGAAUUGAAGGAGGUGUAGCCAUAUACGGUAGUGCUGAACUAGGUGGAGGAUACGAACCUAAAUCGGGCGGUCUGUCUUAUGACCAAAAAAGGGCUUUAACUAGUUCUCCUACUCACGCGGAAAGAUUUAAAUUAAAACGCUUUACUUCCGUAGAAGUUCUUGGUGAAGAAAUUAUGGGUAUGGCAUUAGGAAAAGAACGAGAUGCUGCCAUUGAGAUAAAACUUAAAAAUCUAUCUCUUACUUUAACCGAUAAAAUGUAUGAAGAGUUUAUGGAGGAAUUAACUCGGUAUGAAGAGACCAGUGGACAAAUUGAAUAUCCCGAAGGAACUUAUUAUUAUGGUGAAGGCGAAAUUCCUCAAAAACAUAUUAAUAAAUCAUCCUCAGCAACAAAUUUAACUCCCAAAGAAUACGAUGAACGAGUUGGUAAAUUCGAAGAUAGUUUAAAAAAAUCCACUUAUUCUCCUGACCAAAUUAUUAAGUUUGAUUUACUAGAUGAAAAAAUUACUCAAAAAGAUUUAGCUCGAAAAUUAACUCAGUUGAUUGCUUGCUGUGUAGAAGGAAAGAUCACUUAUAAAGACAAAAGCACAACAGUUACUAAAAGAAAUACCCGAGCAGGAAAUAAAGCCUAUUGUGAUCUUAAAUCAGUUUUAUUAUUUGUAGAUUGGUCAAUUGAAUCAGAUGUAAACUUAGUUUUGAAAUCUCCAAUGGUUAGUUUUAAUAUACUUAAUAAAGUAUUAGACAUUAUUCCUUGCACUUUGGCAAAUAAUUUUCAAGUAAUAGCAGUUAGUGGAGGAAAAGAAACAAAAACUAUCAAAAAAACUACUGGAAUUAUGAAAAUUAAAAAAGAUGAACCAGCUGAUAGUUUAAGAGUAGAAAUUCACAAACACGACCAAUAUCAUAUUGAAUUUCUUACUUGGGGCAUGUCUCCUUCUGCUCCAAAAGGAAGUGCCAUCGACUUACAAAAUAAAUUAAAUGAAAUUGCCAAGGCACUCCCAAAUAUUUUUACUACGGCAGGAGAUACUUCGACCGCUAUAGAAAACACUAAUUUAACUAAUGUUGGAAAUGCUGCCACUAAUUUAACAACAGUAACUGGCGAGCGCGAUAAAGCCCUUGACGAAGCAAAAAAAUUAAAAGCUUGA
Molecule: messenger RNA, 1737 nt
Organism: Entrophospora sp. SA101
Lineage: Eukaryota; Fungi; Glomeromycota; Glomeromycetes; Entrophosporales; Entrophosporaceae
Source: the annotation of a GenBank genome assembly